UGACCUGUAGUACCACAUCCACCACUAGGGGGCUUUUGCGCUAGAGAAGCAACAUGAAAUCACUACGGUGAUUCUUUUUCACAGGAAGAAAACCUCGUCUAAACUUCCACAUUCUUCUGAAAAUGCUUCUUGCUCUGGACUUCCCCCACAAGGCGUUGGUGAUCAAUGUUCUGGCAGCCUUAGGAGGUUUAACUUUGUCUCUUAACCUGCUGAAAUUCACCUGGAAAUGUUGCUGUGGAUUCAGGCAGUACGUCUUAUCGUCGCUUUGUCAGGCGAACCUGCGGGCGUACGGACAAUGGGCAGUUGUAACUGGUGCCACGUCUGGCAUUGGUAAAGCUUAUGCCACUGAGUUGGCACGUCGGGGUCUGGAUGUUGUUUUAAUAGGAAGGUCUGAUGAGAGGCUUCAAAAGGUUGCCAAAAAAAUCGAAAACAAGUACGGACGAAAGACUCACACCAUCAAAGUGGACUUCACAGAGGGUAGCAGCAUCUACCAAACCAUAGCUCAUGAGCUCCAUGACCUGCAGAUUGGAAUUCUGGUUAACAACGUUGGAAUGAUCUGCAAUGAUCGUUUCGCCUAUUUUCUGGAAACACCAGAUCCCGGAAAGAAAAUCACUGAGAUCAUCAAUUGUAAUGUACUCGCUGGGCCCCAGAUGACCAGACUGAUUCUUCCUCGCAUGGUGCUCAGAGGCAAAGGAUUAAUCAUCAACAUCUCCUCUGAAAUGGGUCUCCGUCCACAUCCGCUGGUGGCUCUUUAUUCGGCCACCAAGAUUUUUGUGAUAAAUUUCUCCCAGUGCUUACAAGCUGAGUACAAGUCAGAGGGGAUCACAGUCCAGUGUGUGACCCCAUUCAUGGUGUCCACCAACAUGACAAACAACCUAAAAGUCAACUUGUUUGUGAAGAGUGCUCCAGGGUUCGUCUAUGAUGCUUUGAACACCGUGGGCCACUCCACCUUCACCAGCGGCUGUCUGUCCCAUGCACUGCAGAGCGUGGCUUUCUCCAUUCUCGUGCCGGACUGGCUGCGGAUGUCGACAUUUUUCAUCCGGUGGCUGAGAAAAAGUGGGAAUAUAGAAAGCUGUCGGAAAGAUGUCCCUCAGGAAGAGGAGUGAAACAGGGAAAAACAUAGCUGAAGGUUUAUUUAUUUAUUUUUUUAAAAGGUGACUGAAAUGA
This is a messenger RNA of Poecilia latipinna (sailfin molly), 1167 nucleotides long. RefSeq names its product hydroxysteroid (20-beta) dehydrogenase 2 (gene hsd20b2). The record is from RefSeq and is a predicted model, not a curated record. Bases 123 to 1106 code for a protein of 327 amino acids. Gene Ontology annotation, molecular function: oxidoreductase activity. Gene Ontology annotation, cellular component: endoplasmic reticulum. The transcript has 12 exons. NCBI's taxonomy places the organism in Eukaryota, Metazoa, Chordata, Actinopteri, Cyprinodontiformes, Poeciliidae.